AUGGAGAAGCAAAAGCCCUUCACGCUGUUCGUCCCGCCGAGGCUGAGCAGCAGUCAAGUGUCUGCCGUGAAGCCCCAGACCGCGGCGGGAGACAACACCUACUUCAAGACUGUCAACAAAUGUACAGAAGUUGAUGUUGCUGUUCCAUUUACAAUGUCUAGUCUUUCAAAAAGUCGGGAAAACAUUGAUACAGAUCCUGCUUUGCAAAAACUUAGCAUUUUGCCCUUGCUCGAACAGGUUGCAAAUUCUGGCAGUUGCCACUAUCAGGAAGGAGUAAAUGACUCUGAUUUUGAGAAUUCAGAGCCAAUGAGCAGACUGUACUCAAAGCUGUAUAAAGAGGCUGAAAAGCUAAAAAAAUGGAAAGUGAGCAUAGAAAUUGAAUUGAAGCAGAAAGAAAAUAAGUUGCAAGAAAACAGAAAGAUAAUUGAAGCCCAGCGAAAAGCCAUUCAGGAACUACAGUUUGAAAAUGAAAAAGUAAGCUUGAAAUUAGAAGAAGAAAUCCAAGAAAAUAAAGAUUUAAUAAAGGAGAAUAAUGCUACAAGACAUUUGUGUAAUCUACUCAAGGAAACCUGUGCUAGAUCUGCAGAAAAGACAAAUAAAUAUGAAUAUGAACGAGAAGAAACCAGACAAGUUUAUGUGGAUCUAAAUAAUAACAUUGAGAAAAUGAUACUAGCUUUUGAGGAACUUCGUGUGCAAGCUGAGAAUGCCAGACUGGAAAUGCAUUUUAAGUUAAAGGAAGAUCAUGAAAAAAUCCAAGACCUUGAAGAAGAAUUUAAGAAGGAAGUAAACGACAAGGAAAAUCAGGUAUCACUACUAUUGAUGCAAAGUACUGAGAAAGAAAAUAAAAUGAAAGAUUUAACUUUUCUGCUAGAGGAAUCCAGAGCUAAAGUUAAUCAGUUAGAGGAAAAAACAAAAUUACAAGAUGAAAACUUAAAAGAAUUAAAUGAAAAGAAGGAUCAUUUAACAUCAGAACUUGAAGACACUAAAAUGUCCUUGGAAAGGAGUACGAGCACUCAGAAAGCUUUAGAAGAAGAUUUACAGAUAGCAACAAAAAAGAUUUAUCAGCUCACUGAAGAAAAAGAAGCUCAAAUGGAAGAAUUCAACAAAGAUAAAACUACUCACUCAUUUGUGGUUACUGAACUUAAAGCUACCACAUGCACCUUGGAGGAAUUAUUAAGAACAGAACAACAAAGAUUGGGAAAAAAUGAAGAUCAACUGAAACUACUUACUGUGGAGCUCCAGAAGAAAUCAUGUGAAUUAGAAGAUAUGACUAAAUUAAAAAAUAACAAAGAAGUGGAACUUGAAGAAUUGAAAAAAAUAUUGGCAGAAGACCAAAAACUUUUAGUAGAUGAAAAGAAACAAGUUGAGAAGCUUGCUGAAGAAUUACAAGGAAAAGAACAAGAACUAAUUUUCCUUUUGCAAAACAGAGAGAAAGAGGUCCAUGAUUUGGAAGUACAGUUGACUGUCACUAAAACAAGUGAACAGCAUUAUUUAAAACAGAUUGAAGAAUUGAAAAUAGAGCGUGAAAAAGAAAAACUUGAGAAAACUGAAUUAACUGCAAGCUGCAACAUGCUUUCCCUUGAGAACAAAAAACUGGCACAAGAAGCAAGGGAUAUGGCCCUAGAACUCAAGAAACAUCAAGAAGAUAUCAUUAAUAGCAAAAAACAAGAAGAAAGGAUGUUGAAACAAAUAGAAAAUUUGGAAGAAAAAGAAAUGAAUUUAAGGGAUGAACUGGAAUCAGUAAGAAAAGAGUUCAUACAGCAAGAAGAUGAAGUUAAAUGCAAAUUGGACAAGAGUGAAGAAAAUUGUAACAAUUUAAGGAAACAAGUUGAAAAUAAAAGCAAGUGUAUUGAAGAGCUUCACCAGGAGAAUAAGACCUUGAAAAAGAAGAGUUCAGCAGAAAACAAACAACUGAAUGCAUAUGAAAUAAAGGUCAAUAAAUUAGAGUUGGAACUAGGAAAUGCCAAGCAAAAAUUUCAAGAAACAACUGACAACUACCAGAAAGAAAUUGAAGAAAAAAAGAUAUCAGAAGAAAAACUUCUAGGAGAGGUUGAGAAAGCCAAAGCAACAGUUGAUGAAGCGGUCAAGUUACAGAAAGAAACUGAUUUACGAUGCCAACAUAAAAUAGCUGAAAUGGUAGCGCUUAUGGAAAAACAUAAGCAUCAAUAUGAUAAGAUUGUUGAAGAAAGAGACUCAGAAUUAGGACUUUAUAAAAGCAGAGAACAAGAACAGUCAUCAGCGAAGGCUGCUUUGGAGAAACUAAAAAUGGCAAAAGAAAACACAGUUAUUCUCAAAGAUAAAAAAGACAAGAAAAUACAAACAUCUUUACUGGAAUCACCUAAAACCACUUGUCAGAAAUUGGAUUCUAAAACAACUUGUUCACAAAAUAAACCUCAGAUUUCUUUAUCAAUGGAUAGCAGCAAGUCCAAAGAUAACAGAGAUGGUCCGUGGACAUCUGCCCAAAACAUUAUAUCUACAAGAGUUACAAAGGAAUAUACAGUGAAGACACCAACUAAAUUCAACGUAUGCCAAAGAGAAAGAAAGUGUAUACCCACUGGAGGAAGUAAUAAAAAGAGAAAAACAGUCUUUGAAUUUGAUGUUAAUUCAGAUAGUUCAGAAAAUACUGAUCUUUUGAGCCUAGUUUCAGAGGAAGAGUCAUCAAACAGGCUUUACGAUAAUAAUCCACCAAAUUCUCAUCUGUUGGUCAAAACCCCCAAACAGCAUCCUUCCUCUCUAUCAACUCCUGCAUCUUUUAUGAAGAUUGGAAGCCUGAAAAAUAUGAGAGAGGACCGCUGGGCGGCAAUUGCUAAAAUUGAUAGGAAAAGAAGACUAAAGGAAGCAGAAAAGUUAUUUGCUUAA
Acomys russatus (golden spiny mouse) is the source of this 2859-nucleotide messenger RNA. It is a transcript of the gene Sycp1, whose product is annotated as synaptonemal complex protein 1. Gene Ontology annotation, biological process: chiasma assembly; lateral element assembly; meiotic DNA repair synthesis. Lineage: Eukaryota; Metazoa; Chordata; Mammalia; Rodentia; Muridae. The record is from RefSeq and is a predicted model, not a curated record. Gene Ontology annotation, cellular component: male germ cell nucleus; synaptonemal complex; transverse filament. The transcript is spliced from 30 exons. Gene Ontology annotation, molecular function: double-stranded DNA binding. The coding region runs from base 1 to 2859 and encodes 952 amino acids.